UCUUUUCUUCUCCCUUCUCUCCCUUCUUUCUUGAGCCGCACCCAUUAUCGAGGCCCCCACUUUUCCAUCUGCCCUUGCUUUCUCCCCUUUCUCCACUCUCACUUCUUUGCUCACUGGAGAAUUCCUGUUCUGGGUUCUCUCUCAUUCUGUUUCCCCGUCCUCCAUUUUCCCAUUUUGGGUUCCACUUCUGCAAUUCCAUCCUUCCCCUGUUUCCCCACCUCUCUCUCUCCGUAGCAUUCAUUGCUAUUUCGACUGCCACCUUCAGGUUUCCGUUUAACACCCUGCUUCUGUCCCUCCCGUUUUUAUGACUCUGCUUCCACCUCAACUACCUCCGUUUGCAUAGCAUUGAUUUCCCACCACUACUACGUCCGUCUGCUCCUCUGUUACCCUGCUGCCGCCAUUGAAGCUGCCUCUCCCAUCUUUGCUCUCGCUUUCCCCUUCCUCUUUCCUCCAAACCCUCAAUUUUCUUCUGGGUCUUCUGCCGUUCCAUGCCCUACGCCUUAUGCAGCAGCUUAGCUAACUUCAGUUCGGGAGCUUUUUUCUUCAACCAUCUGUGGGGAAAGGAAAAAGAAACAGAGACAAGUGAAACAAAGAAUGGGUACCACGAGCUCGAAGCAGGAGAAAAUUGAAGCAUUACGCCUGUGCAAAGAGCGGAAGAGGUUCAUAAAGCAAGCAAUUGAUUCCAGGUACAAUCUUGCCGCAGCUCACGUCUCUUACAUCAACUCCUUGAAAAACAUCGGCAUAGCUCUCCGCCGCUUCGCCGAGGCCGAGGUGCUCAUCGAGUCCUCUCUUUCGACUGCCUCCGUCACCGAGCUCGACAAUGACAAGUCUCCUUCACACUCAUCCUACCCUUCACCUUCCCCAACCCACCAUGCCGACGCUUCCGACUCGCCGUUCGACGCCGCCGUCUCCCCGCCGGUGAUGCACGUCAGCUACAUGAAAUCCGCAGGCGGCGGCGGCGGCACUGCUGCUACUGCGGUCACGGUCAAACUCAGUAAUGUGCAGAAUGCGAAUAGGAUUAGCGUUGAUGGGUUCGACGAAGAUGAGGGUUUGGUAUUCUCCAUGCCAAUGCCGCCCCCGCCCCCGCCUCCGCCGUUUAGUGGGUCUUGGGACUACUUCGACACCAGUGAUCAUUCUGAGAGCUUUAUGUUUCCGGCGCAGAAUGAGUUGGGGUUUGACUUCCAUGACACGAGAAAGUGGAAUGGAAGGGUUUCGAGUGAUGAUCAUGGUAUAAUAGAUGCUAAGGGGAAAUUGGCACAGUCUGGUUUUCUAGAUGGUAGUAUCACUGCUCAAGCUCCCGCUAAUGGUGACAAUGCAAGGCAUGGAGUGGAGGGAAAUGUUCCGAGGAUCUCAGGUGCGAAAGAAAGCUAUUCAAUGAGGCCCAAGGGAGGUGAAGAAAGACAGCCAGAUACAGUGAGGAAGGCUUGCAAUGGGCCAUCCGUUGAAAUCUUAGUUGCAAAGAAGGAGAAAGCAACUGUAUUGAAAGGUUUAUCAGCAGAAGAGAGAGAAGAUCCUUCUGAGUUCAUUACCCAUAGAGCUAAGGAUUUUCUUUCGAGCAUAAAGGAAAUUGAACAUCGUUUCUUCAGGGCAUCCGAAUCAGGGAAGGAGAUUUCCAGAAUGCUUGAAGCUAAUAAUAUCAGGGUAGGAUACUCUGAGCCAAAAGGAAAGUCUUCUGCAAUAUUGGUUCUGGAAGCUUUCAAUCUUGUUUGCUGUCAGGGAAGGACUGCACUUGUUUCUAAUGAACCUGGGGAAGAUGUAACGAAGGUCAUAACUUGGAAGAGAACAACAUCAUCGAGGUCAUCCUCGUCUCGAAACCCACUCACUAAUGGGGCAAAAGAUGAUGAUGUCUCUGAUAGUGGUAGCGAAUUUAUUGAGGAGUUCUGCAUGAUUUCAGGAAGCCAUUCCUCCACCCUUGACCGACUCUAUGCUUGGGAGAGAAAACUCUAUGAUGAAGUUAAGGCCAGUGAAUGUAUUAGGAAAGAGUAUGAUCAAAAGUGUGAUAAGCUGAGACACCAAUUUGCGAAAGAUCAUAGUGCUCAUGUUAUCGACAAGACUAGGGCUGUUGCGAAAGACCUACACUCAAGGAUAAGAGUUGCAAUUCAUUCUGUGGACUCCAUAUCAAAAAGAAUCGAGAAGAUUAGAGACGAAGAACUGCAUCCUCAACUCCUGGAGCUAGUUCAAGGGUUAAUCCGGAUGUGGAAGGCUAUGCUGGCAUGCCACCAUGCACAGUACAUUACCAUCUCCUUAGCAUACCAUUCGAGAAGUACUACAACGACAGCGACAACACCACAAGGAGACACCCGACGGCAAGCCUUGUCCCAGUUACUGCAAGAGAUCGAGUGUUUUGGAUUGGGGUUUGCAAACUGGGUCAACAGUCAUACAUCAUAUGUUCAAGCUCUUAACGGGUGGCUGCUGCACUGCAUCAUGCAACAACCACAAGAGCGAUCGAAGAACAGGAGGCCUUUCUCCCCACGCAGAGCUCUGGCCCCACCUAUCUUCGUUCUCUGUCGAGAUUGGUCUGUCGGCAUCAAAUCCUUGCCAUCUGAGGAACUCAGCAAUGCGAUAAAAUCAUUUUUGGCCGAGGUGGACCAGUUGAUGCAUCAUCAGCAGAGGGUAGUAAAGAAUGAUGGUGAUGGAGCCCAACAAGAAACAGAUUCCAAAGUUGAUGGUGAGAAGAAUAACGAUGAUGUAUCUGCAAACUUGAGUUGCAUCCACGCCAGUCUAGCGAAGGUUCUAGAUAGACUAAACAAGUUCUCUGAAGUUUCUCUGAAAAUGUACGAGGAUAUUCGGCAAAAGAGUGAAGCUGCGCGAGUUGCAUACUCGACUUGCAGACCGGUUAGAUUCUGAAGCUGUCGGUAAUCACGAUAUGUUUAAGCAGGCAGCAUUUUGAUUUCGGUAGAGAUCUUUAAUGAAAAUAUUACUAAUGUGAAUUUCAAGUACCGGAAUUUAAGUUAUUGAGAGUUGAAAUAGAGAAUGUCUAAUUGCAAAGU
Linum tenue is the source of this 2990-nucleotide messenger RNA. NCBI's taxonomy places the organism in Eukaryota, Viridiplantae, Streptophyta, Magnoliopsida, Malpighiales, Linaceae. The record is from the annotation of a GenBank genome assembly.